UGGUGGUAAACCCGAGUCGUGCACAAUACAUGAAUAAACCCACAGGGUGUCAAGCGGGAUUUUGGCAGUGUGAUCAACCCUAUGUUCUUGGCGAAAGCAUGGCUGCCAGUAGUACGGGUUUGUACCUAGCCACAAGUGUUCCUUCGUCGUUGAAUCUCAACCACAUCGUGGGCAACCACGGGAUGAGAGAUAUGAGGGACAUGCGAGAAAUGCAAGUUCAGGCGCCGGUCUCACAGCCUACCCAGUACUCACCCAGAGAGAUGGAUAUGAAAUACAUGCCACCACAACACCAGAACGGGCAUCUGGGUCAUCUUCACAACCACUGGAACGGAAUGGACCAGGGUCACUGGUCGACCAUGGGUGGAAUGCACACGCAGGAUAUAAAACCAACGCAAGUGAAUGGUAUUCUUGACGGACACACAGGUACGCUGCACCAUCGGCCUCCCCAGCAAAUGCAUGCCCCACCCUCGUGGCACAACCCCGUCUCGACGUCGCCGCACCUGCAGUUAUCCAACGGGACGGGCCAGCUCCAGCACCCGUCGUAUAUGAAUAUGCACAACGGGAUGAUGUCCUCACCCCACCAGAUGCACCUUAGUGACCUUGGCGACCCGGACCGGGACCUAGAGAACCACGAGCACCACCAGUCGGACGAGGACACCCCGACCUCCGACGACCUGGAACAGUUUGCCAAACAGUUUAAACAGAGACGUAUUAAGCUGGGCUUUACUCAGGCCGAUGUAGGGCUUGCCUUGGGAACCCUUUACGGUAACGUUUUUAGUCAAACUACCAUCUGCAGGUUCGAAGCGUUGCAGCUGAGUUUUAAAAACAUGUGCAAGUUAAAACCGCUGUUGCAGAAGUGGUUGGAGGAGGCCGAUUCUACUACCGGAUCUCCAACAAGUAUUGACAAAAUCGCAGCACAGGGAAGGAAAAGGAAAAAGCGAACAAGUAUUGAAAUAACAGUCAAAGGAGCGCUGGAAAGUCACUUUCUAAAACAGCCUAAACCCGCGGCUCAAGAAAUCACCGGCCUAGCGGAUUCGUUACAGCUGGAGAAAGAGGUGGUUAGGGUGUGGUUCUGCAACAGGAGGCAGAAGGAGAAGCGGAUGACGCCGCCGGGACCCCUGGGUCCAAACGGAGAACUUAUGAUGGGGUCUGGGGACGAGAACUCGGUGCUGGGGGAGAGUCCUCUCCAAUCUCACAUGUCUUCAAGCCCUGGUCCUCAGAACCACAACGGCGGAGGGUCGCCCAUCUUAUCCAGUAUGUCUCCCCAUGGACUAAGCCAGUCACAGGGACAACUUGCUCAGUCUCAUUACCCCCACCUCCAGCGCAUAGAUCAUUCCCCAUCACAGACUAAUAUGUUAAACCAUUCUCCGCCUCUCCACUGACUAUAAAAGAGAAACAUAGAACUGGAUUUCGGACUUCGAUGCCUCAGUUUUAAAAGUGGAAAGAAUAUAAUUUCAGUGUUUUGUUUUGAAAAUUACUGUCUUUUUUCCGCUUUGAAAACAUGUGCAACUGUCCCAAGUAGGGCCAAGACGACUAAAACAAAAAAUCAAAUGAGUGAACAAAACAGCCUGAUGUCUGGGGGAAGGAAAAGGACACCUACGAGGUGAUCUUAAACACUCUUGUUGUUUUCUGUGUGUGUGUGGUGAUAUUUUCAUUUCAUUCGUGAUGGUAAUUUCUGGGGGAAAAGUGUAUUAUUAUGGUUUGGUAACAGAGGUGAGUAAGUGACCAUAGUCAUAAUAUACUUGUAGGUGAUAGCAAGCGAAAGGAACGCCUGUUUUGUGUAACCCGACUCUCUCCUAUGUACGUUUCGCCCGACACACUAUACAGGGUAUGUGUAUUUAAAUGUUUGCUUCACGGACUGUUGGCGAUAUGAUACCGUGUCGUCGAAACCUUCAUGGGACCUGAACCCGUUGUACAGCUCACAACUAUUUAAACCAAGAAAGGUACCAUAAUUUUAUUUCGACUCAGAGUCUGUGUAUAUAUUGAUGAAUGUGAGGAAGAUAAGUAGUUGUUAGAUCUAUUUAAAAACAUUUUGCAAUCUCGUCCGUGUUUGCCGAGUCUCAUAAAUUCCUCGGACGAAUUCUGUUAUUUAUUUUAUUUUGUAAAUAACCGGUUUCGAAGCAUAUAAAACUAAAAAAAGUAAAAGUGAUGGUAAUCAUAUUUAAACAAAGGAAUAUUGUUCGUGAUUAAAUCACAAGAUAUUUAAGUAUUUUAGUCAUACGUUUAUAUGAUGUAUGUGUAUUCAUGAAACAGUAAUCUUAUUUACUGUAGAUCAAGUUCAUUUGUUUUAAUUUUUACAUUCCGAAAACAAAAGUUGAUUUAAAAAAACAAAUUCUAUUAGUCCAUUUACUCGGCACUAGGAUGAUGAUUCUUAAUAUUAUUAUGAACAAAAUAAAUUAAUUAUUAAUAAUUUAUUACUGUUGAAUUUCACCGUGGAAUACUCAUUAUGAUUUCGAUUUGACAGAGCUUCCAGCACAGAAUGGUGAAUUUUCCCUUGUUAUUCCGAAGAACUAUCAUUCACUGUGAAAAGGCAGGAUCUCUUUUUGUCCAUUUUCCUUGUUUUUCAACAACCAGUUAAUGCUUUUCACUUGCAGGAACGAUCACUAUCUGGUUUGUCUCCGCUAUUUAAACCAUUGAAAUAAAUCGAUUUGUAAUGAG
This is a messenger RNA of Gigantopelta aegis, 2658 nucleotides long. RefSeq names its product silk gland factor 3-like. The transcript has a single exon. Gene Ontology annotation, biological process: regulation of transcription by RNA polymerase II. The coding region runs from base 30 to 1382 and encodes 450 amino acids. The record is from RefSeq and is a predicted model, not a curated record. Gene Ontology annotation, molecular function: RNA polymerase II cis-regulatory region sequence-specific DNA binding; DNA-binding transcription factor activity, RNA polymerase II-specific. NCBI's taxonomy places the organism in Eukaryota, Metazoa, Mollusca, Gastropoda, Neomphalida, Peltospiridae.